UGAAACGAAGAAUCUUCUAGUUACAAGGUUUUAUUUCAAGAAAACAUAAACUAUACAAAAGUCCGUUGACAAAUUAAAAGAGUACUAUAAAAUUAAAUUAAAAAUUGAUUUAAAAUACAAAAAAAAUAACGAAAAAAGUUAUUAUUAUCAUGAAUAUGAACCAUUUCAAUUUUGGUUUGCAAAUACUUUUGUAGUCAUUUUGAUUUAAUUGAAAUGGUUCAAAAAAUAAAAUAUUAUAUUGAAUUAAUCUCGACGAAUAAAUAAAAAUGGGUUAUUAUGAUUUCAAACAAGCCGCUAUGGUGAAAUCGGUAGACACGCUGCUCUUAGGAAGCAGUGCGAGAGCAUCUCGGUUCGAGUCCGAGUGGCGGCAUGACAUUGUUGAAAUUCUUAAAAAAUUUCAACAGUCCUAUAACCUAUAAUAAAUAAUGAAAAUGCAUUUUUUUUUUUAAUUUUAUAUUAUGAUUUUUUCCACUUUAGAGCAUAUUUUAACUCAUAUUUCCUUUUCAACGGUUUCCGUUGUAAUUAUACUCCAUUUGAUCACUUUAUUAGUCAAUGAAAAAGUAGGACUAUAUAAUUCAUUCGAAAACGGCAUGAUAGUUACUUUUUUCUGUCUAACAGGAUUAUUAAUUACUCGUUGGGUUUAUUGGAAACAUUUACCAUUAGGUGAUCUAUAUGAAUCAUUAAUCUUCCUUUCCUGGAGUUUCUACCUUAGUCAUUUGAUUCCAUAUUUUUUAAAAAAAGAUAAAAAUUCGUUAAGUGCAAUAACUGCGCCAAGUGCUAUUUUGACUCAAGGAUUUGCUACGUCGGGCUUUUUAACAGAAAUGCAUCAAUCCGCAAUAUUAGUACCCGCUCUCCAAUCUCAAUGGUUAAUGAUGCAUGUAAGUAUGAUGGUAUUAGGUUAUGCAGCUCUUUUAUGUGGAUCAUUAUUAUCAGUAACACUUCUAACGAUUACAUUUCAAAAAUAUAUUUUUGAUAAACGAAAAUAUGUAUUAAAUAAGUCAUUUUUCUUCGCUGAGAUUCAAUACAUGAAUGAAAAAACCAAUAGUGUCCAAAACACUUCGCCCUUUUAUGUUCGAAAUUAUUACAGAUCCCAAUUGAUUGAACAGCUGGAUCAUUGGAGUUAUCGUGUUAUUAGUCUAGGCUUUAUCUUUUUAACUAUGGGUAUUCUUUCAGGAGCAGUAUGGGCCAAUGAGGCGUGGGGAUCGUAUUGGAAUUGGGACCCCAAAGAAACUUGGGCAUUUAUCACUUGGACCGUAUUUGCAAUUUAUUUACAUAUCCGAACAAAUCGAAAUUUUCGGAGUGCAAGUUCUGCAAUUGUGGCGUUUAUAGGUUUUCUUAUAAUUUGGAUAUGCUAUUUUGGGGUCAAUCUAUUAGGAAUAGGGCUACAUAGUUAUGGUUCAUUUCCAUUAACGCUUAAUUAAAUGGA
This is a messenger RNA of Amaranthus tricolor (Joseph's coat), 1426 nucleotides long. Its product is annotated as cytochrome c biogenesis protein CcsA-like. The transcript has a single exon. Gene Ontology annotation, molecular function: heme binding. Bases 459 to 1421 code for a protein of 320 amino acids. Gene Ontology annotation, biological process: cytochrome complex assembly. Gene Ontology annotation, cellular component: plasma membrane. The record is from RefSeq and is a predicted model, not a curated record. NCBI's taxonomy places the organism in Eukaryota, Viridiplantae, Streptophyta, Magnoliopsida, Caryophyllales, Amaranthaceae.